This is a messenger RNA of Prorocentrum cordatum, 2147 nucleotides long. The record is from the annotation of a GenBank genome assembly. Lineage: Eukaryota; Dinophyceae; Prorocentrales; Prorocentraceae.
AUUUCGUGGUAUGGCCAUAGGAAUACCCGGACGGUCGGUCCCUGCUCAAGAGGAGAACACCCCCUCCGACUUCUGGUGGUGGUGGUGGAGAAAAACACGCCCAUCACAGUACUGCCCGAGAGGAGUACCUGGAAAACUGGGCGUCCGAGCCUUGACAUUUACAGACCCUCCACCUCUCAGGGCUGCAUGAGCCUUGCGGUGCUCCACUUCGUGCCAGGCGCACGGUGGCGGAUGACGCUAUGGAGACACGUUUCAGAUGUACCGCGCUUCUCGUUCGCAUCCGAUGUGCUGGGCUGUCGACGUGGUGUAUGUCCACUCCGCUCGCGGCAGAAGGCUUGGAAGGGGAACGCGCAGCCUGCAUGUCUUAAUGCACUGGCGUGGGACCUGCCAUGCGUUCGGUACCGAAGAUGAGCAUUUAAUAGAACACCGAGUUUGGUGCAUGAAGGGGGCGCUGCGCGGCACUGCGCAAGCAUCUCAAGCUCGGCGCACGCAUGCACCAGCGCAGACGUCACAGUGGCAGGCACCAUCCAUGGAUCAUGCACGCUUUGUGGCAAAACUUAUGUAAAUAUUGGCCACGCGCCUCCCUGGAGAGGUGACCUUCAUGCGCGUGCCCGUCAGGCGGGUGCCCAGCCGCGACGCAGAAGCGAUCGCCAUGCGGUAUCAAGGCGAGCUGGUCUUCGCGCGCUCGCAGAGCUUCGAUCAGUGGGUCAGGCUAGCGGGCGAGGACCGAGGAGGGCUGGAUGCUGGCCGCCACGGAGGACAUGGGGGAGCUGCUGCUGCCCCUCCACGGCCUCCCCCACCUCGACUUGUGGCUGCUGUGCGACCUGUGGCGAAGCGCGCGCGCUUCUGCGGCCAAGGGCGAGCUGGAGACCAGAAGGCGCAGUCGGACCUGAAGGACGCGGAGGCACGCGCGCGCCUGGCGGCCGUUGCUGCCUUCGAGCGGCUGCAAUUCGACGAGGAGGCAUGCAGCUGGAGGGUGUCGGAGGCGUGCCCCGAGCAGGAGGACCCCGUCGCCCUGGGCUUGCUGGCGAGGGAGGACCUCCAGGUGGGCGAGGCCGGCAUGGCCCGGAUCGUCCGCCACAUCUUCUCCAGGCAGCUGCCGAGGUUCUGUUCCGACGAGCCUGGCCUGAGGAGGCUGGUGCCGGAGCUCAGGCGCUCAGGCGGGUCCGUGCCGCUCCCUGUGGACGGAGGGGACGAGGACGAGGCACCCGAGGGCGCAGAGAGCCCCCUGGGCCCCACGGUGCUCCUCGAGCACGACGGGAGGAUGUACCUGGCCGCCCAGGGCGGCCUGCUCUUCGACCCGGCCGACCCUCAGAAGCUCGUGGGCGUGUGGGACCCGGCCGGGAAGACGGUGGAAGCCCCCCCGGAGGGCUUCGACGUGUCCCAGGGGGUCACGAUGCUGGAGCACGAGGGCCAGGGCUACGUCAUGACCGGGGACGGGAGCAUCUUCGACCCCGCCGCCCGAGUCAAGGUCGGGACCUUUGACCCCGAGUCCAAGAGCGUCCGGCUGCUGGCGGACGCGGGCUGCGGAGUCCAGCUGAGGAUGGCCCGCGACGGGCCCCUGGAGGCGGCGGCGUCGGCGCCGGCCCUUGGCGGCGACGCCGCCGCGGGCAGCCCUGGCGCCGCGGACGCCGCGGGCGCGGAAACGGGCGUGCAGGAGUUGCUGGCGCAGGCCGCGAGGUACACGGACCGCAAGCUCUACCGCCUCGCCGCGCGCGAGUACGGCAAGGCUUUGGAGAGUUGCGCGGCCGCCGGCUGUGUGGAGCUGGACGAGGAGGCGGACAUCUUGCGGAGGCGCGCCGAGUGCUUCGCGGAGCUCAAGGAGCACCAGAAGCUGCUCGACGACGCCGAGCGUCUCCUCGGCUACGACUCCGCCGACCCCCGGGCGCUGGAGUGGCGCCGGGCCUCCGCCGAGGAGCUCGAGAAGCGGCGCGCGCUGCGGGGGCGCUGAGCUACCAGUGCCCGAGCGUCGGCGUGUCCCCCCCGCGGGGGCGGCUCCGCUUCGAGCGGGAUAAGUGCCUGCGACAAAAGGAGAGGGCGAGGGCGAGGGCAGCGAGGGCCAGAGGCCAGAGCAUCGUUUGCAUACGGACGGGACCACGGGCGCCCUCGGAUUGCAGACCAUCGCCCAGGCCCGGGCCCCCCUCCAG